AUGACUACAAAGUGGGAUAGCUCAAAGAGAGCAAAGGUUAUUGUUCUAGCUGGUACCUCUGGUACGGGUAAGACAAGCGUUGCUUCCAACUUAUUAGAACAUUAUAUGAAACAAUUGCCAAACUUAAAGUAUUUAGAAGGUGAUGAUUUACAUCCACCUGCAAAUGUGGCAAAAAUGUCAUCAGGUCAUCCUUUGCAAGAUGAAGAUCGUUGGGAUUGGUUAAAAGUUGUUGCUCAUAGAUCAGCCGAUGUUGCUAGAUUAUCUCAUGGUAUUUCCAUCAUUACGUGUUCCAGUUUGAAAAAAAAAUAUAGAGAUUUGAUUAGAGCUACCGAACCUGAAGUUGAUUAUUGUUUUAUUUUCUUAUAUGCUAACCAAGAAGAAAUUUUCUCGAGAUUAAAUAAUAGAAAAGGUCACUUUAUGAAAGCUAAUAUGAUGCAGUCACAAUUUAACGAUCUUGAAUUACCUAUUCCGAAUCAAGAAAAAAAUUGUGCUGUUGUCAAUUUUGAAGGAAAGCCACUAGAUGUUAUUACUAACGAAGUUCUAGAAUAUGUUGAAAAAGUCUUGCACGAUCAAGAUUUUUAA
Maudiozyma saulgeensis is the source of this 582-nucleotide messenger RNA. NCBI's taxonomy places the organism in Eukaryota, Fungi, Ascomycota, Saccharomycetes, Saccharomycetales, Saccharomycetaceae. The record is from the annotation of a GenBank genome assembly.